Messenger RNA from Dama dama (fallow deer), 5675 nucleotides. RefSeq names its product cilia and flagella associated protein 44 (gene CFAP44). Lineage: Eukaryota; Metazoa; Chordata; Mammalia; Artiodactyla; Cervidae. Bases 1 to 5547 code for a protein of 1848 amino acids. Gene Ontology annotation, molecular function: protein binding. The record is from RefSeq and is a predicted model, not a curated record. The transcript is spliced from 34 exons.
AUGAAGGAACCAGAUGAUCAGGAUACUGAUGGGGGGAAAUCAGAUAGAUCAAAGAGUGACAGAAGGCAGUCUCAUUCCUCUAGAUCUGCAUCAAGAACUUCUAUGAAAGAGGAUCACAAGUCUAUUGACGAUACCACAGGUGAAGCAUUUACUGAAGGGGAAGAAUCAUAUAUAGAGGAUGAUGAAUCUUAUGUGGAACAUUUGGAAGGAAGUUCAAGUUCAUUUCAAGAUGAUUAUACAGAAAGCUUUGGAGAAUCUCGGUAUAUGGAAACUCCUGCCCCAGAUGCAGAGGAGGCAGAGGAGGAAGUUAAGAAGAAAAUAUCAGAAAGCUUCUUCUACGAUUAUAUGGAGCUUGUCUCAAUGCCGUUUGUGACUCCAGAUUCAAACAUACCACUGGAUCUUCUUACACUUGUACAUUCCUUUGGUUAUGACUGCAGAAAGCGGGCCAACUUACAACUUCUGGAAAGCAAUACCGUGAUGUACAUAGCUGGGAACCAGCUGAUUUUUCUGAAUUUGAAAACCAAAGAACAGACCUACUUGCGAAGUAGCAGUGGAAUAGGAAUUGGUGUCAUUGGGGUUCACCCUGAUAAAACUUAUUUCACAGUAGCAGAAAAAGGAGUUUUCCCAAAGAUAAUCAUUUAUGAAUAUCCUUCAAUGAGGCCCUAUAGAAUCCUUCAAGAUGGAACUGAUCUGGCCUAUGCAUACGUGGACUUUAACUUCGAUGGUACCCUGCUGGCUUCUGUUGGUGGCAGCCCUGAUCACACCCUGACCAUCUGGAACUGGAAAGAAGAGAAGCCUCUACUGAGGACAAAAGCUUUCUCCCAGGAAGUUUUUAAGGUUACUUUCAAUCCUGAAGAUGACGAGCAGCUCACUACCUCAGGAUCAGGCCACAUCAAGUUCUGGGCAAUGGCUCUAACAUUCACUGGCCUCAAACUUCAGGGUUCACUGGGUCGAUUUGGCAAAACAGCCACAACUGAUAUAGAAGGUUACAUGGAGCUCCCGGAUGGGAAGGUGCUCUCAGGGUCAGAAUGGGGCAACAUGCUGCUUUGGGAAGGAGGCCACAUCAAAGUGGAGUUGAGUCGAGCUGCAGGCAAGCCUUGUCACCAGGGUCCCAUUAACCAGAUAAUGCUGGACGAGGGUGAAGUCAUCACCAUUGGGUCAGAUGGAUGUGUUAGGAUAUGGGAUUUUGAGACUAUAGACACUGCUAAUGUUAUAGAUGAGACUGGAUUACUAGAGAUAGAGCCCAUUAAUGAACUUCAAGUAGAUAAGAACGUCAGACUCUUCUCUAUGAUAAAAAUGAAUGAAGUUGGAAAUAACUUUUGGUUGGCUCAGGAUUCCAAUGGAGCCAUAUGGAAGCUUGACCUUAGCUUUUCAAACAUUACCCAAGAUCCAGAAUGCCUGUUCUCCUUCCAUUCUGGAGCCAUUGAAGCUUUGGCUGUCUCUCCUGUCACUUAUCUCAUGGCCACUACCGGCUUGGACUGCUCUAUUAGAUUCUAUGACUUUGCUGGCAAAACUCCUUUGCUUCAGAUGAAAUUCAAGCAAGGAGGUACUGCCCUUGCUUGGGUACCACGGCUGAUAAGCUAUGGUGGAGCACAGAUCACUGCAGGAUUUGAAGAUGGCGUUGUUCGAAUUCUUGAACUUUAUGAUCCAAAAGGGCUCACGGUUUUUGUGGGACGGAAGAAAGUUUCAGAUGCAGAUAUUCGUUUGAAACAGGUUUUCAAACCUCAUACUGCUGCUGUCACUGCUUUAGCUUAUGAUCGUGAUGGAGAAGUUCUAGCCACAGGGAGUAAAGAUAAAACUGUCUUCUUUUUCGAAGUGGAAAGAGACUAUAAGCCUAUUGGUUAUAUUACUACUCCUGGACCUAUUUGCCAGUUAACAUGGUCUUCAAGCUCUCAUCCUGAAAGUACUUUACUGAUUAUUUGUGAGGAUGGCUAUGUUCUUGAAGCUCCAUUUCCAGCUAUAAAGGAGGAAGAAGAGGACCAUGAUGUAGUUUCCUAUGAAAUCAAAGACAUGUGUUUAAAAUAUUUCCAUUUCACAAGUGUCAAAUCUAAGAUUCUGAGAUUAAUAGAAAUUGAAAGGAGAAAGAAACAAAAGGAGCUGAAGGAGAAGGAAAAGCAAGAAAGAAGGAAAAGGCUAGAAACAGAGAUGGGCGAAGAUGUGGAUAAGGAACUCCAGGGAGAAGAGGAGGAGGAGGAGGAGGAAGAAGAAGAGCCCUUACCUGAAAUCUUUGUUCCUUCAACGGCCUGUCACAUCCUCUGUGGAUUUUACUCUGAGCCAGGAAAGUUCUGGAUUUCUUUGGGUGGCUAUGAUUCUGGUUUUCUAUAUCACUGUGAAUUCCCUCCAGAUGACAAAAGCAGUGAUAACACAGUAAGGAAAGAUGAACCUUUUGAUUUCCGUCUUCUUGAGGAUACAGAGGAUAAUCCCAUCACAACUAUCACUUUCAGUAUUAACCAAGAAAUGAUGUUUUGUGGAAUGCAAAAUGGAGCGAUUCGAGUAUAUAUCCUAAGUAAGAAUGAUCCUUCAUUGACCAGCAUGGAGGACUAUUGGCACUUCAAUAUGCAUGACAAUAAUUAUGGACGUGUUAAUGCCAUCUCUACUAGCUUUGAUGACCGCUUCUUGGUGACUGCUGGAGCAGAUAGUAAUAUCUUUGUUUUCAACAUUUUUUCUGAGUUUGAGUUAAAGAAAGUUGUGAAAGCCAGAGUGCCAUCUCCCAGGUUUGGAAUGGAAACGGAGCCAAUUCCAGAAGAUAUUGAAGAUCCUAAAGCCUACAGUAUUGAGAAUGCCAGAAGAAAAAGAGAACAUGACAAGUUAAUGAAAGAAGUAGAAGAAAUCAAGGCUGGAAAGAGAGAACAGAUCAAAGCUUUAAGAAAUCAAUUGCAGAAACUACUACAGAUGAAUGAAGAAUUACCCAAACAUAUGCAGUUUAAACGGACAGAUUUUGAUCUAGAUUCCAAAAUUCGUGCUGAGAUUGGAAAGAAAACAGCUAACAAAAUUCAACGAGUGGAAAAGGAAUUGGCUUGGGAAAAGGAGAAACACCAGCUUGGCCUAAAGAAGCUACAGAAUAGAUUUCGUGAUUCAUUGGAAAGUGAUACUAUUGUAGUUCAUGCCAUUCAGAGUGAUCACAAGAUAUCCUCCUAUAGACUCAUGAAGCCCUCUAAAUACUCCAAAACCAAACGGGCAAGUCAAUCGGAGAGAAGACCAAGCAAAUUUGAGAGGUUUGAAAAAGAAGGAACUGGAAGAAAGGAUAGUCAGAGAGAUACAGGUGGAAGUAUUAGUGUGCCAGAAGAAUCAGUCAUAGAGAAAGGGAAGAAAUUUCGGCCUAAAACCCUAAGUGAAAUUAUGGUGGAAAAUCAAAUUGAGAAAACAAGGAAACUUAUAUUAAAAGCUGAAAGAGCCCAAAUGAAGAUUCAGCAACGAAAAAAAGAAUGGGAGGAACUGUACAAGAGUAAACCUGAUGAUGACUAUGAAGAUCCCAAAGAUGUUCAGGCAAUCAAAGAGGCCCAGUUAUUUAUGGGAGACUUUAAUUUGAAGACAGCCUCAGACUACAAGAUACCUGAACACAUGAGAAUAAAUGCUGCCAAGAAGGAGGAGGAACUGGGAUACCUAGACUCUAUGGCCUACUCAAAGAAAAUGCACAUGAACAAGAGCAUCAUCUCUCUUCGAGACCUUAAGGUGGCUGUCAUCGAGGAAAUACAGUGUCUGGUGCAAGAACUGAAGAACAUUCAGUCGACUCUUCCCAUAUCCAAGCACCUGCCCAUUCCCCAGGUCCCUCAGAUAUACCCGGAAGAAGUUCCAGAAAAGAGAUUUCAGUAUGAUGAUGAAACUCUCCUAGCUUUUAAGCAACAGCAGGUGAAAAGACAGGAUGAAAAGGCCCACCAGGUGGAACAGACAGCAUUUGCAGGCUCAGCUGGAGGCUUCCUCAGACUCUCUUCUGGAAAGGAGGGAGAUUUAACAACACGUGAUUCAUUGUCUAAAGCAUCAAAAGCAUCAGCAUUCAGUUUGGACCUUCCAAAGUUCACAGAAUUUGAAACAGCAGAUCCAACUGACGUGGAGCUGGAGAUUAUGAAGAGGGAGGAGAUCAAACACGUGUACAUGCAACAGUAUUUGAUCAACCGGAUCAAAGAACUGAUUGUCACUUUUGAUGCAGAACUCCGUCUCCUGAGACAUCAGAAACUGAAGUUAGAUAUUCAGAUGAAAUUAUCUGACCUGCACCAUGUCACAUUAUUUCAAGAAAUGCUUCUCCUGAAGAACUUUGAAAAACAGGAGAACAUACUUCAAGAGCGUGUUAAUUCAUUAGACAAAGAGGAACAGGACAUGCAAUGGAAAAUAAAUGAAACUCUUAAAGAGAUGGAAGAGAAAAAGAAUGAAGUAGCCAAGCUACAGGACCAAGAAAAAGCCCUCUAUGCUGGUUUCCAAACAGCGCUUGGAGAAAACAAUAAAUUUGCUAAUUUCCUUAUGAAGGUACUAAAGAAGAGGAUUAAGCGGGUGAAGAAAAAAGAGGUCGAAGGAGAUGUCGAUGAAGAGGAGGAAAGUGAAGAAUCAAGUGAAGAAGAAUCCAGCUUGGAGAGUGAUGAGGAUGAGUCUGGAUCUGAAGAUGAGGUUUUUGAUGAUUCUAUCUGCCCAACAAAUUGUGAUAUGGGUCUCUUUGAACUGGCCCUUCAACUUCGGGAGAAAAGGCUGGACAUUGAAGAGGCUUUAGUUGAAGAAAAAAAAAUGAUCGAUAACCUCAAAAAGGAACAUGAUACAUUGUCCAAAAAAGUAAAAAUUGUGGCAACUAAUCUGAAUGCAGCAGAGGAGGCCCUGGAGGCUUAUCAACGUGAGAAGCAGCAGCGGCUGAAUGAACUGCUGGUUGUGAUCCCGUUGAAGCUCCACCAGAUAGAGUAUGUGCUAUUUGGAGAACUACCGAGUGAUCUUUCUGGAACUUUAGUCUUUUCCAACCGCUCCUUGGGACGACUGCAAGAACGAAUUGUCCAGCUCCAUGAGGAAAAUUCCAAGCAGAAAAGACUUAACAAAGAAUGCCGGGAGAGGCGUAAGCAGCUCAUCCGAGAAAAGAGAGAGAUGGCCAAAACGAUACAGAAAAUGGAAGAAACAGUCAGUCAACUAAUGAUUAGCAAGUUUGGCCGCGUGAUCAAUCUAGAAGCCCUUCAGACACUUUCUGUGAAUACAACGCUUGAAGAACUAAAGAUCAAAAAGCUUCGAAAGGAGCUAUCGAAUGUAAAGGAAAUGAAAAUGUGGGAGGAAAAGAUUGCUCAAGUUCGAUGGGAAUUGAUGAUGAAGACAAAAGAGCACACCAAAAAACUUCAUCAGAUGAAUGAUUUGUGUAUUGAAAAGAAGCAGCUUGAUUCGAGACUGAAUACUCUACAGAACCAGCAGGGCAAUGCCUUCCAGGGUCCUCGGAAAGCAGAUACUGAGGCAAGAGAAAGGGUCACUGAACUGAUCCAAGUCCAAGCUGAAAGGAUUCAGGCCUUAAAGGAAGAGAUUGCUCUUUUGCGUAAGAAAGGUGGUCUCCUCCUGCCCCCGAUUCAUCGCCCACAAGAGAAUGAAUGAAGUCCCCGGGGCUUUAACUUUGCUUUCUCCUCAUGUCCAUCCAUGAUUUGACACACAAUUCAACAGAAGUUCUGUUUCCUCAUUGUCUGCAGAAGUCUAAAACCAGAGCCAGUCAUGUAGUUUUAAUG